AGGGAGGUGCAGUGUUAACUGGGCCACUGAUCGACAGCAUGCAAAAGAUGUCAGAGAGAGGGAGCGGCCAGGCGCUGCUUUCUCUCAGCUUGCCGAGAUGGUGCUCGACCCCGCAGGGCAGCAUCUCAGACAUGUUGAAAAGGAUGUUUUGAUCCCUAAAAUAAUGAGAGAAAAAGCCCGAGAGAGAUGUUCUGAACAGGUUCAAGAUUUUACCAAAUGUUGCAAGGACUCUGGAAUCCUUAUGGUAGUAAAAUGCCGGAAAGAAAAUUCUGCAUUGAAAGAAUGCCUAACUGCUCAUUAUAAUGAUCCAGCCUUUUAUGAAGAAUGCAAAAUGGAAUACCUGAAGGAAAGGGAAGAAUUCAGAAAAACUGGAAUUCCUACCAAGAAAAGGCUACAGAAGCUUCCAACAAGCAUGCAGGCAAGUGUUCAGAUACUUAGAAGCUCUGAUACUCACGGAAAUCAUUAUCACCUAAAAUAAUGGACUCAAGGAAGUGCUUGCU
Neogale vison (American mink) is the source of this 500-nucleotide messenger RNA. Its product is annotated as COX assembly mitochondrial protein homolog. The record is from RefSeq and is a predicted model, not a curated record. The coding region runs from base 98 to 478 and encodes 126 amino acids. NCBI's taxonomy places the organism in Eukaryota, Metazoa, Chordata, Mammalia, Carnivora, Mustelidae. The transcript has a single exon. Gene Ontology annotation, cellular component: mitochondrion.